Messenger RNA from Ctenopharyngodon idella (grass carp), 1880 nucleotides. It is a transcript of the gene zmat5, whose product is annotated as zinc finger, matrin-type 5. Lineage: Eukaryota; Metazoa; Chordata; Actinopteri; Cypriniformes; Xenocyprididae. Bases 174 to 698 code for a protein of 174 amino acids. The record is from RefSeq and is a predicted model, not a curated record. Gene Ontology annotation, cellular component: U12-type spliceosomal complex. The transcript has 5 exons. Gene Ontology annotation, molecular function: zinc ion binding.
UCUGAGUCUGCGCAGUCAGCAUGUUGUCGUCGCCAUAUUGAAGUGGCUGCCAGGAGAAGCAUGUCUUUAAUCGAAGACGUGUUUAAACUUAAUUUUGUUAUAUAUACAUAUUUGCUUGAUUAACGUUUAUUUUAAUUUAAGUCUGAUUUGUAGUCUUUUCUGCAUCGAGAACAAUGGGGAAGAGGUAUUACUGCGACUACUGUGACCGCAGCUUUCAGGACAACCUACACAACAGAAAGAAGCACCUGAACGGCGUCCAGCACCACCGGGCGAAGAAAGCCUGGUUUGACAACUUCAGAGACGCUGCCGCAGUUUUAAAUGAAGAGCGGACAAAGGAGCCAUGCAGAAAGUUUCUUCAGACAGGACAGUGUGUAUUUGGUACAAACUGUCGUUUUUCGCAUAUGUCUGAGAGGUACAUGAAGAUGCUGGAGCAAAAGAUUGAUGAUGAAAAGCGACGGAAGGAAGACCAUGACCAAGAUAGAUCGUCUACUAAGUGCAGCAUUGAUGAAUGGCUCUCCAGAAGAGAGAAGAAACGGGCUGCUUUGUCAUCAGGAAGAGUUUUAAAGGUGGAAGAGGAAGAAUGCACUGAAAACAUCGAGAUACCUCCGUAUCUGCUGUCUAUUCCAGAUCUUCCUCCAUCUCUCCAUCCCCCACCAAUUGGUGGUUGGAGAGUGACACUGCAAAAUGAAUGGGGUUGAAAUGGAGUUUGUAAAAAAUCUUUUUUUAAAUCUUUUUUUUUUUCAAGACCAUGCUUCUAACUGUUACUGUUACAAGGCCUUUUUAUAAUGUAUUUAAAAAGUGAAAACAAUGUACAUAUUUGUAUGAAAUUGUAUAGCAAUAGAAGUUGAGGUGCAUGCUGAAAGAAAAUGCUUUUUUUUUUUUUUUUUUUUAAUAUAUAUUAUGAAUAAAUCCAGUGCAGUGAAUUUCAUAAUGUGGAGUUGUAACUUGUGUGUCUGUAAAGGAGCACAUGAUGUUAUUUUUUCUGUUAAAGGUAGGAGUUAACAUAAUUGGUUGCUUUCAUUUGCUAUUUAUCAAGAAGUAGACAGUGUUCUCAGGCUGAACGCUAUUAUUUUUGUCUGCCUUCUGUGGUUAGAUUUAAAUUCAGACGAGGCAAGCGUUUUCAGUUUAGUCCUGAUUGCUUGUUGCAGGGAUGUUUUGUAAUGUUAGCUUGCUUGGCCUUACUAAAUUCCCAUUAUCUUCUUCACUGAUUUACAGGCCUUGUGAUGAAAGGUCCUAUGUGUUGGAGCAAAGAUAAAAUUAGUUGUCUAUAACUCUGUCAUUCCUAGAUACUUUUUUGCUGGUCUAGUAGAGUUUAGUAACCAGCAUCAGUUAUAUGGAGCACAUGCAAAGAAAAGAAAAGAGACCCGUUCAACCAAGGCAUAUAUUUACAUGCAUAUUUGGGUGUAAAUAUAACCAAAUAAAUUCAGCCAAACUUACUGCACUUACUUUAGUGCUGCUUACUAUAAUAAUUUCUGUAAUGUCUGAUACUUACAAUCUGAUUUUGUACUCUCAAAUGUUGAAUGCGUUGAAUAAUGAAAAAGACCAAAGAAGAAGCACCACUGUUUUAAUUCAGUUGUUCACGUGGUACAUUUAAAUGUAACAUCAGCACAUUUUGGCACAUCAUAGAUUCAAGGUGGUUUUCUAGAGCUACAUUGAUGCAAUAUAAAGUUACAUACAUUGUAUAUAUUACUGUUACAUCACUACAUUAAUAUAAUUAUGUGAGCUAAUUUGUAACUGCCAAUGUGUAUCAGCCGUUAUGCAGUUCAAUGCAAUUUGAUGUCAUUUAAGUAAAUGUGCUGUAAUUUUUCCAUGUGAAUUAAGAUGGAUUUAUAUUAAAGAAAUAUUGGGAAAAUACAAAAAUAAAGCUAUAUUUCAUAUAA